Messenger RNA from Oryzias latipes (Japanese medaka), 2292 nucleotides. It is a transcript of the gene fstl1b, whose product is annotated as follistatin-like 1b. Gene Ontology annotation, cellular component: extracellular region. Lineage: Eukaryota; Metazoa; Chordata; Actinopteri; Beloniformes; Adrianichthyidae. Gene Ontology annotation, molecular function: calcium ion binding; protein binding. Gene Ontology annotation, biological process: regulation of BMP signaling pathway; cell differentiation; multicellular organism development. The record is from RefSeq and is a predicted model, not a curated record.
AGGAUGAGGAGGAGGAGGAGGAAAAAAAGCCUGACGGAGCGGCAGGAAUUUCCUCAGCGCUCCUCAAAUUUCCACGAAUCCCUCCGCAGCUCUCCGUCCAGACUGACCGUCCGCGGCGACAGAAAGAAUGUUGCGAAGUGUCGCCGUGCUCCUGGCGCUGGCCGCGGCGCUGUGCAGCGCAGAGGAACAGCAGCAAAGCAAAAGCAAAGUUUGUGCCAACGUGUUCUGCGGAGCCGGCAGGGAGUGCGCCGUCACCGAGAAGGGGGAGCCCAGCUGUCUGUGCAUAGAGAGCUGUAAACCCCACAAGAGGUCAGUGUGUGGCAGCAACGGCAAGACCUACAGGAAUCACUGUGAGCUCCACAGGGAUGCUUGUCUGACCGGCUUAAAGAUCCAAGUGGCUCACGACGGACACUGCAAAGAAAAGAAAGCCGAGAAGGCAGCUGCCAACCCCGUGGUUUGUUACGCUGCUGACCGCAACGAGCUGAGGCACCGCCUGAUCCAGUGGCUGCAGACGGAGAUCGUCCCAGACGGCUGGUUUGUUAAAGGCUCCAACUUCUCCGAGAUCCUGCUGAAGUACUUCAAGAUUUAUGACAACGGCGACUCUCAGCUGGACUCCUCUGAGCUGCUCAAGUUCAUCCAGCACAACGAUUCUGUGGUGAAGCUGCAGUCUUAUGCAGACCAGGAGAGCAACAAGCUGCUCAGGAGCCUGUGUGUUGAUGCCCUCAUUGAGCUGUCAGAUGAGAACGCAGACUGGAAGCUCAGCUUUGACGAGUUCCUCAACUGUUUGAAGCCCGACUUCAACCCCCCAGAGAAGAAAUGUGCCCUGGAGGAUGAAACAUUCGAGGACGGAGCGGAGACCCAGGUGGAGUGCAACCGCUGCGUCUGCGCAUGUGGCAACUGGGUCUGCACUGCUAUGAUCUGCACUGACAAACACGUGGCUGCGGGUGAGUCAGCAGAUGUCGGGGCAGAGAUGACUGAGGAGGAGUGGAAUCUGAGGGUUGCUGAGCUCAACAAACAUCAGGACACAAUGGAGAAAAUGAAGACCAGCACAAAAGAGAUUUAAGUGAGGACUGAUGAAGAAGAGCACCUUUCUUCCAUACUUGAUUUUCCUCACAGAUUUAUAAACUGACUUGUUUAUGUUUAUCUGCUAUGUUAUUUACUAUACCUUUUUGUGUUUUUAAGUGUUUACGUUAGAAAUAUUAAGUGUGAUCACAAAAUGUAAUCAGAUUGCCUUUGUGUGUCGUACUGUCAUCUUUGAUUGUGUCGCCGUGCUCCUCUGGUAGGCUUUUUUUUUACAACUGUUUUUCCAUUUUAUUGUUUUGUUCUUAGAAAGAAAAUGUAAAGUUGCCACUUUUUUGGAGGAAUAUAAGUUUUUUUCUUAGAUGGAGGAUAAAUCAAGAGCUUGGAGAGUCCGUGUGGUCAAAUGAUGAAGGUGGUGGAGUCGGCUACAGUUUCUUUUCGCCAUAUCAUCGUGGUAGCAGGUCUCCAAAAGAAGAUGCCACUACUUGACCGUUGCACUUCUUGAUGUAUUUUCUCCAUUAAUAGUAUUUGUAAUCUCUUAGUAUCUUACUGCUUAAGUAUUAGUUUGGCCUCUCUAUAGUAUGUGACUGGCUUGAGUUGGAAGGCUCUCUCCGUCCCCAUGCCUUGCUUAGACAGGUCUUUGUGGUGCUUUGUGGUCAAAACUAUUCUGUCGUACUUUUUCUGAGACAAGGACAAGACUAUUCUCAGCGAAGAGCAGCAAAACUGCCCCCCAGGUCGACCUGAUCUCAGCUUAGCAUGGCGAAAAAUGAAACCAAAGACCUGCAUUUGAAUGAUGUGCAAAAAAACUCUCCGGGUAAAGCAUUACUCUGGACCCAGCAACGACAGUAUACCUGUGCUUUCUGAAUGACUAAGAAGAGGAGUAGGAGUCAGCUGUAGAAGUAGGAGCAUCAGUGCCUGGGUGCAAAUAAAAGGUGUGUUUUUCUUGUAUGCGUGUUAUUAACUUCAGUCUGGGAGGAAUAGGUUUUUACGUGUUGAUUUCUUCAAAGUUUGUACCUAAAUUUGGACGUUUGACAAUAAAACCAGUGCCUUAAACCUGCCAACAGUAUAGCCCUCUACCUUUGGGUACACGUUCGCUGUAAGGCCUGAAUGCAUUGCAAGAAUGAGUUUGCUUUGCUCGAGUUUUGUAGUAACUCAGUUCUUAAUAACUGUCUGUGUGGAUGUAGCACUGUAGAACUUCUUUCUGUUCCAACAGAUGUGCAGAGACUGCAAGGAAAAUAUGCAUGUAUGCCAAUAAAGAUCCUACACCAGAAU